AUGAAGCAGCAACUACUAGCCCAGGCAGCAUUAAUUGACAUGUUGUUGAAAGGGCAAGUCCUUGGGAGGACUUUGGGUGAGAUUAGCCGUAGUCAGAAAGAUAGCUGCACAGUCCCCUCAGAAAAACUACUUGAGGGCGUGUGUACAACAUUCUCAGGGACACAAUCCAUAAUCAUCCCCUCACCCAACUAUGUUAGAGUUUCUCUACUUGUUGCCAUCGACCCCAACUAUCCAUUGCCUGUUCCUACUGAUGAGGCACAGAUGGUAGGGGAAGCAGUAGGGAGCUUCGUUGCAUGGCCUAGCCACCUUGUAAUAGUGGUAACACCAAACCUGGCAAAGGACCCAUUGCCUCCAAAGAAAAAGCUGAAAGGAAAGAGCAAGCUAAAAGGUAAGUCAGGCCAUACCAAAGAGUCAGCCAUAGUUUCGCAAUAUCCAGCAGCACCGGUGCCAACUGUAGAAUACAAAUAUCGUGCCUCUCUUAAGACAUAUGCGAUGGCUACGAGGAUAGCUCGUCAAGUUGCGAUUGGAGAUAUCAUUAGUUUUGAUGAUGGGCUGUAUGGAAGACCGGGCUUGUUUGAAGUUGUUCGGGAUGAAAUUUUGAAUGAAAUUCUCAAGCACGAAAUGGCCAGUACUAGUCUGAUGAGCUUCUACAUGAGCCACCUUUAUACCUCAUUUGUGAUUCUUGGCGGCCUUGAGUCGAGAUUCAAGCUGAUUAAUCCCCACGAUGCCUCUGCCUAUAAUGGAAUUACAAAAGAAGCUCUUGAAGAUCAGGCAAGGCAGCUUUCAAAUCAAUUUAAGGAUAGGGGAGCAAGCAAUGAUACUUUAUAUCUUGCUCCUUACUGUCAAGGAACUGUGGUCUUGUAUCGAACUGCGACCAACAAGACCUUGUCCCCUAGCUUAAGGGUAUUGGACUCUUGUGAGAUAUGGGUCAUAGUUAAGUGUCCACUCCAGCCAGAUCAGAGUAAUGACUGUGGCUAUUGCUUGAUGAGAUUCUUGAAGGACAUUAUCACCCAUACCCUUACCACAUUACCCAACGAGUACUUCGAGGAUGCCUACUGUAUUCAGUAUGCAGCUGCACAUAUAGAGGAAACCCUUGAAGAGGUAGCUCAGGCUGUGUUUAACAUGUGGAUAACAGCAAUGGUUAGGCCUAAUUAG
Molecule: messenger RNA, 1155 nt
Organism: Prosopis cineraria
Lineage: Eukaryota; Viridiplantae; Streptophyta; Magnoliopsida; Fabales; Fabaceae
Exons: 7
Coding region: 1-1155 (384 amino acids)
Source: RefSeq, a predicted model, not a curated record